This is a messenger RNA of Acomys russatus (golden spiny mouse), 1083 nucleotides long. RefSeq names its product histo-blood group ABO system transferase 1-like. Lineage: Eukaryota; Metazoa; Chordata; Mammalia; Rodentia; Muridae. Gene Ontology annotation, molecular function: glycoprotein-fucosylgalactoside alpha-N-acetylgalactosaminyltransferase activity. The record is from RefSeq and is a predicted model, not a curated record. Gene Ontology annotation, cellular component: Golgi apparatus; vesicle; membrane. Gene Ontology annotation, biological process: carbohydrate metabolic process.
GAGUCAGGCCCAGGAAGGGUGAGUAACUACAUCCUUUGCUGCUGUUUUUCAGGAAGACCCAAAUGCUACUCACCGCACCUUGGACUCCUUCCCCUAAUAGUGCUUGGCCUAGUCUUCUUUAGCUAUGGGUUCCUGAGCCACAGAAGUCAGGAACUGGGAGACACAGGAGCUGUGACUAGCAUGGAUAUCAGAAAGCUGGAUGUCCAGGAAGUUGUAGCCCUGUCAAGGAUGACCUAUCCCCAGGCAAAGGUGCUAACACCCAGUAGGAAAGAUGUUCUUGUCUUGACUCCUUGGCUGGCUCCCAUCAUCUGGGAGGGGACCUUCAACAUCGACAUUCUCAAUGAGCAGUUCAGGCUUCAGAACACCACAAUUGGACUGACCGUGUUUGCCAUCAAAAAGUAUGUAGUGUUCCUGAAGCUGUUUCUGGAGACGGCAGAGCAGCACUUCAUGGUGGGGCACAUGGUCACCUACUAUAUCUUCACAGACAGGCCAGCUGAUGUGCCACAGAUGCCCCUGGGGACAGGACGCAGGCUGGUGGUGUUACCUGUGCGCAACUACACCCGCUGGCAGGAUGUGUCCAUGCACCGGAUGGAGAUGAUCAGCCACUUCUCAGAGAGGCGCUUUCUUCAUGAGGUGGACUACCUGGUGUGUGCAGAUGUAGACAUGAAGUUCCAUGACCACGUGGGUGUGGAGAUUCUCUCAGCACUCUUUGGCACCCUGCAUCCUGGCUUCUAUGGUAGUAGCCGAAAGGCCUUUACCUAUGAGCGCCGACCAAAGUCACAAGCCUACAUCCCCUGGGAUGAGGGUGACUUUUACUGCGGGGGCUUCUUUGGGGGGUCAGUGGUGGAGGUGUACCAUCUCACCAAGGCCUGCCAUGAGGCUAUGGUGGAGGACCAGGCCAAUGGCAUUGAGGCCGUGUGGCACGAUGAGAGCCAUCUGAACAAGUACCUGCUCUACCAUAAGCCUACAAAGGUGCUGUCUCCAGAGUACGUGUGGGACCAGCGGCUGUUGGGAUGGCCAUCCAUCAUGAGGAAGCUGAGAUACGUGGCCGUGCCUAAGAACCACCAGGCAAUAAGGAACUGA